Orcinus orca (killer whale) is the source of this 6142-nucleotide messenger RNA. RefSeq names its product patatin like phospholipase domain containing 1 (gene PNPLA1). The record is from RefSeq and is a predicted model, not a curated record. Gene Ontology annotation, molecular function: triacylglycerol lipase activity. The transcript has 7 exons. NCBI's taxonomy places the organism in Eukaryota, Metazoa, Chordata, Mammalia, Artiodactyla, Delphinidae. Gene Ontology annotation, biological process: lipid homeostasis; triglyceride catabolic process. Gene Ontology annotation, cellular component: membrane; cytoplasm; lipid droplet. Bases 314 to 1996 code for a protein of 560 amino acids.
CUCUGAAACCAGAGCCAACUUGGCAUCCCUGCCCCUGCGGGAAGGGGAUACCGUCCUCCUGGUGGGAGGUCAGUUCCUUUACUGCAGUGUGCUGGGGAGGAAGGCGCCAUCCCAUAACCAUCGUUGGAGGUUUUGCAACCAGAUGAGUAAACCCUUCAGGGCUGAAGGCUGAGCAGCGCACAUGCAGGGCCAGGGUGCUGCUCACCCAUCAGCGCUUCCUGCACCUCGUCCUGGGCCUGGGCCCUUUACCAGGCUUUGGGGAUGACUACUGACGGAGCUCAACAGGCCCAGGCAGCUGCUGCCUGAGCCACCCAUGGGUGUCCCAACCGCCUGGGGAGAGACGGCCACAUUCCAGGCUCCGGGCUGGCUGGGAGGCUUGGCAGCGAGUUCCGACAGGAGGGCGGCCCGCGCUUGGGUGGGCCAGCACCCCGGGAGGCCCCAGGCUGGGGAGAUGGAAGAACAGGUGUUCAAGGGGGACCCAGAUACCCCUCAUUCCAUCUCCUUCUCGGGCAGUGGAUUCCUCUCCUUCUACCAGGCCGGGGUGGUGGACGCCUUUCGGGACCUGGCUCCCCGGCUGCUGGAAACGGCCCAUCGCUUUGCUGGGACGUCGGCAGGUGCGGUGAUUGCAGCCUUGGCCGUCUGUGGGAUUGAAAUGGAUGAGUACCUCCGAGUCCUCAGUGUGGGUGUGGCCGAGGUGAAGAAAUCCUUCUUGGGGCCCUUGUCCCCGUCCUGUAAGGUGGUGCAGAUGAUGAGGCAGUUUCUGUACCGGGUCCUGCCUGAGGACUCCUACAAGGUCGCCACGGGGAAGCUCCAUGUGAGCCUCACCCGGUUCACGGAUGGAGAGAGUGUUGUGGUUUCAGAAUAUACAUCCAAGGAAGAGCUCAUCGAGGCCCUGUACUGCAGCUGCUUUGUCCCUGUGUACUGUGGCCUCAUUCCUCCAACUUACCGCAGCGUGCGGUACAUCGACGGGGCCUUCUCGGGCAUGCAGCCCUGCUCCUUCUGGACGGACUCCAUCACCAUCUCCACCUUCAGUGGUCAGCAGGACAUCUGCCCGCGGGACUGCCCCGCCAACUUCUGUGACUUCCGCAUAUUCAACUGCUCUUUCCAGUUCUCCCUGGAGAACAUUGCCAGGAUGAUCCAUGCCCUGUUCCCCCCAGACCUGGUAAUCCUGCACGAUUAUUACUACAGAGGGUACGAAGAUGCUGUUUCGUACUUGAGGCGGCUGAAUGCUGCUUACCUUAAUUCUCCUUCCAAGAGAGUGAUCUUCCCCUGGGUAGAAGUGUACUGCCAGAUAGAACUCGCCCUUGGCAAUGAGUGCCCUGAACACUGUCAACCAAGCCUCCAAACAGAGCGGGCCAGUCCAGAAGAAUCCAGACAACUUCAUACACAAUGGGCUCCCAAAGGGGAAAGAAAAGGUAGCCGUGAUCCACCUCUGUCCCCACCUGUGCAGACACCUGAAUCCACAUGUGAGUGGCCUGUGGCGUCACCUGUUUCACCACCUGCAUCGCCACUGGCCUCAUCACCAUCACAUUCUCCAACUGACUUGCCACCUGUAUCACUCCCAGCUGUGCACUUCCUCCCCAGCUCAACACCUGGGCUGUCACCCGUAUCACCAUCACAGCAGGUACAACUGACUGGAUCACCACCCAGAUCCCCACCCCCCCAGUCAUCUAUGUCAUCCAGGACGUCCCUGGGGCCUUCCGCUGUGGGCACAUCUCCAACAUUGCCCCAAUGUUCUUCUUCAGCAUCACCUGCACAGCCACCUGUGGAGGAACUGGGCCCAGAACAGCCCCAAGCUCCCUGUGCUUCUUCAAAUUCCAAACACACUGUGCCUCUGGCUAAUGUGAAGGAAACCAUGAGCAAGCCUUAUGCAAUACAAGUGUCUCCUCAAUUGGGAACAUGUUCUUUCAUUUGGUCAGGGGAGAGGGCCCAGCUAAGUGAUAUUUUCCAUCUCUUUAGGUGCCCAAGGAGCACUGGGUUCCUUUUCUGGAUGUGAUUUCAGUCCAUCCCCUUACCGUUCGCAAACCACCACUCCCUCUUCUCUCUUCCUCAGUGAAGGCAACGUGUGGGAUAUGAGCCUAUUCAUACUGACAGUGUCAUUCCCCCCAGUCCCUGCUGGGCACACUGGGGAAUGUACCUUCUCUAAAUGCAGUGGGAGAGUGUGUACCCCUCCUCAUAACUGACUCUCUGUUGAUGUCUCCGUUCAAAAGAGCUGGCAGGCAUGUUACAUUCUAGCCUUUGGUGGAUCCUGCACAGUAUAAGUUAAGAGACUCUACCAAAAAUUUCCCUUAAUCCAAAUUAUUUUCUAUCAGAAUAAAAAGAGGGCUAAUAUUCCUGUGUUAUAGAUUGUCCCCAGAAAAUCUUUUUCCAUAAUGCGCACCAACUGUCUGGGUUGCUGGGUUGUUUAACAUGUACUCCAUUAUUGUCUUUGCAGUGACUGGGAGAGGGCCUGGGGAGCUGUUUCUUGUUUGUUUGUUUUGUUUGUUUGUUUUUUCCUCUCCGGGAACCGCAAUACCCAGACUCCUUUGCUGACUGAAUGCCAGUGGGCUUAGCCAGUGGAAUGCAGCAGCAGGAGAUCAGAGGGUGAAUCAAGGGUAUUUCUGCCCCCCAACCUCAUCCCUUCCUGCCUUGGGGUAGCUCUGGCAGUGGCUGAGUUUUUCUAUGGCCACAGUUGCAGAGAACAGGGCCUGAGGCACAACUAGAGAGAAGCCCACACACAGAAACGAAAGAUCCCACACGCCUCAACAAAGAUCCCGCGUGCUGCAACUAAGACCUGACGCAGCCAAAUAAAUAAAUAAAUAUUAAACAAACAAACAGGUGGGUGCUCAUGUGACUCAACAGGUAGCGUUCCUGACUGUUGCCAAACUACAGCUAACGGUCCUGACCAAUGUAGGCCUGCUCCUUAUAUAGCUUUUGACUAUACUAGACUGUUGUUGAUUUAAUCAGUCAACCUUCACUGAGCACCUACUAAGUGCCAAGCACUCUUCUGGGUUCUGGGGAUAUCAAAGAUGAAUUCAACUUGAUCCCAAACUUUCAAGAAUUUACCCCAAAGUUGAACUUUAGACCAAAGACAAGAGUAAAACCAACUAAUUUGCCAAACUGUGAGCCCCAUAUAAACCAAGUCUUAAUUUUUUUACUGAACCAUAAAAUUGUUUUUAAAGGCACAUGCAUAUAUACAUACACACUCACAAAUUCAAAAUGCCAGCCUCAAACCCAAAUCAAGCCGGGUAUCAUCUACAGUUAUUUCACAGGAUUAUUGAAGUAUUCUCUGAAUGGAACAGACCUUGCUAUUUAAUUUGCUUCAAGCCUUAAUUGGUUGGAAACAUUUCUAACUCUUUCUAUGAGACAUCCAGUCCUGGGUGGGAGUCCCUGGGUAGGCACAGGGAUGUAUCAGGUAGAUGAGGGUCAGAGGCUCACCCUGGCAGCCAUAGGCCCACUGCAAAAUCUGGGCAAGUAGGUACUUGGUAGGUGGUAGGAAGCAGUAUGGUGGGGAGGAACUUCAGAGCUUCUGCAGGAAGUAGGGCAGAUCUACGUGCCACUUUCUGGAUUAAAGGAUGGACAGCAAGGGUGUAGGACCCAGAGGGCAGUUGGUGGUUUCUGGGGUUUGUAGGAUCACUGCUGCCUGGGAUUAGUCUCACUCAAUUCCUUGGUCUCCAUCCCCAAAACUUCCCUGAACUUUGAGUCUGUCUCUAGAAGCUCAGGGUCAGAUUUGGUCAUGAGGAUGUAGGCAGGUCUGCCAUGGGUGUGGGGAAGCUUCCCUGCAGCUAGGAGUGCCCUCUGGAAGCCAGGUCCAGACUCGGGUCUUUGAUUCCAGAGCCAGGCCUCUUCCCAUACAUCAGAGCAUUGGGAACUGUGCAGUUCAGCCAGAGCUACCUUGGUUGAUAACCUUCUAGGAGUCAAGGUGCUUUAUAAAGAAGCAGGCUGUGAUAAAAAACAAGCAAAACAACAUUCAUAAGCUGUGGAAAACACUGUUGUCAGUGGGUCACACAUCCUGUGUGUGGUGCUCCUUUAUAGAACAGGUUAUGAAACUGCUUGGGGGCAAUUUACCAAUUGAUUUUAAGCAAUUCCAUGCUUUGAGUUCAAAUACAAGGUUAGUGGGCAGGGAAAAAAGGCUUAAAAAUAUUAGGCAUAGAGAGGUAGGAGUGGUCCAGGAAGAGGAAAGGUCUGUUCCAAAACUAUAAUCACAAGAGACAUUGUCACAUCCACAGGCUAGUCCUGUGUAAAUUCCUGGUCCCCAGCUGAUCUCUCUCCCAGCAGAGGAAAGAGUCUAGAAUAAAAGCUCAGUGUAAAUCUCCCAUACAUUAAUAUGUGUGUGUGUGUGUGUGUGUGUGUGUGUGUGUGUGUGUGUGUGUUUUAAAUUAGAAGUUCAAAUCCAUACCCUGGUGUGGGUUGUAUUAGUCAGUUAUUGCUGCUAUGAUAAUGCUGUAUAACAAAUGACCCUCUUCCCCCAAGAUCUCAGUGGAUUACAAAACAAACUUUUUUUUUUUUUCCUCUUUCAUAGGGCUAUGAGUUGGCUGGGAUAGCUCUGCUUAGGCUACAGGUUGGGGUCAAGUCUGCUCCCUGUCCCUUUUAUUUCCAGGACCAGCAGUAAUACCAGAUAUGCCCUUCUCCUGGAGCAUGGCUAGAUAUAUAUAUCAGCCUAGCUUUCCUCUGCUAGUCUUAUCUCUUCUUAGUGGUCAUUGGACUCAGGUUGUGUAAUUGACCUCAAAGUAGAGAGACAGAUUGAGAAGUUGAGAGACUGCCUACAGGCUACAAAUGGAAAAGGAGGAGGUCCACCUUGCUGAUUGCUACCCACAUCCUUCUAAUUGCUGCCAAGUCUGUCAGACUCCCCAAAUUUCCACCAUUAAAGAGCCCCUCCUUUGAGUUACUAUGGAAUUAGUAACUUAUUAAAAGUUACUAAUUCAAAGGUGAAUUUAAUAAUGGUUAAAACUUAUAGAGUAGUUAUUAUGUUCCAAGCACUGUGGCACAGAGAGGUUAAGUAACAUGCCCAAAGUCACACAGUUGGUAGAUGGCAGAGCCAGGAUCUGAAUCCAGAUCGUCUGUCACCAGAAUCUUGAUGUUGACCAAGUGGUACAGUCUCCUGGGGUAGAAGGAGCACUGGAGUGAGAAUCAGAAGUCACAGAGUCUAGUCUAGUUCCUCCGUUUGGGCAGGAGAGGCCUGGAGGUGCACUUGGAAACAUGGCAGGGGGUAGUUCAGGCUGGCUUAUGUGCCAUGCUAAUGAGAUUGAACUUCACCUUUGUUACUGGGGAGUCAUCAUAGGAUUUAAACAACACAAUGACACAGUCAGAUUUGAAAAUUAUCCAAGAAUGUGCAAGUCCACAUCCCAACAUUUCUCCAAGAUGAGCUCUUCAGGUGUCUUCCUGCAGUUUCCCAGAGGGCGCAAGUGACUUGUCCAGGGUCACACAGCAGGUGGAGGAGGGCUUGGAAAUCAGGGCUUCCAAUUGCUCCUUUUUGUCUCAUUUCCCCUCACAUGUGCUUAACCUCAACUUCUCGCAUCCAGGUCUGCUCCCUGCCCACUUGACUUCUCUCUGCUCUCCACUUCCGAGACAGUUUGGGUCACCUACAGACCUCAUCCCAGCCGGAUCAAGGAAUACAGCUGCCCUGAGGUGUAGAACUCCCCAGUGUGUCCCUGGAGACCAGACACUGCCUGUUCUGUCCCAGGAUACUGUGGUGACCUCUGAGCCCUGUUGCCCCAGCUUCCUUUCUACCCCCACCUGCUUCUUCCUAGUCACGGUCAGGGCCAACACUAGCCCAUAUAAUGCCUUGUACACUGAGAAAACAGCACCCCUUCCUUCAGAACUUGACUGCCAGCUGCUUGAAUGUUGUCAUAAUACACUGAUUUCGUUUGAACAAUUGACUGCCAACUGCUAGAAAGCUGUAUGAAUGACAUGUAUGUAUGUCUGUGAAGUGCUUACCCUUUUGUAUUGGCAGUGUACCCUUGGGCAGUGUGCAGUCUGAACAACUGUCCUCCGCACUCUGGAGGCCACUCCACUUCUUCCCUCUUCCUGCAAAACCAAAUACCAACCAGACUUUGGCAAGUCGAAUAGUAUUUCAAACACUCUUUUAUCAACUCCUGCUCUGCAAAUGGAAUCCUUCUUUUGCAAAAGACCCUUGUAUAAUAAAGUGAACCCUCGAACUGGC